AGUCCAGGAACUAGUCAUGUCCUGUUUAUGCUCUUCGCAACGGAGCCUCUGCCUCUCAAGUAAUAGAUAGAAGAAAAGAAUGUGUGGAUGAGUGGGAAUCGAGGGUUAUACAGAACUCACUUCAAUAGAGGAACUCUUUCCGGUCUGAGAGGAGGAACCAUGAGGACAGACAUUUAUACAGUUACAAUCCUGAGAGUACACAUCACCCUACCUUCAAGAGUGUGAGUGCAUCCUGAGAGAAAGGACAAAAUGCCAGGCAAAAAAGGUGACUCAAAGGCGGCGGCAAAAAAAGGAGGGAAGGCAGAGCCAGAAAAAAGCAAAGGCAAAGAGGAAGAAAAAAAAGGGAAAGAUGACAAAAAGGGGGCUAAAGAGGACAAGAAGGGAGGAAAGGAUGAUAAGAAAAAAGGAAAAGAAGAACCCAAAGGUAAAGGAAAAGAUGACGGAAAGAAAGGAAAGGACAAAGGAAAGGGGGCGAAAGUAGUUAGUGAGUCAGAAGAGGGGUCAGACGCAGAGCCGAUAGAGGAUGACGAAGAGUUGAGUGAAGACGAAGAAAGGGACGAAGACUCAGAAAGGGACACACGCAAGUCUGGACAUGGAAAGGCUGGUGCUAAAAGCAAAGCAGCAAAGGGAAAGUCCAAAUCAAAACAUGCUGCAUCAGAUGAGGAGGAAGACGAAGAAGAUGAAGAGGAUGAGGAAGAUGAUGAAAGUGAAGAAGAUAAGAAAGGAAAAAAGAAAUCAAAAGACGCCCACAAAUCCAAAUCUAAACCUGAGGCGGAAGGAACAAAGAAAAAGGCCAAAAAGAAGGACGAGGGUCCACCUGAGACAGCACCAGAACCUACAAAGAAACUAUUUGGUUUCCCUGGACUUGGGAAGAGCUCAAAUAAGCGACUAAAAAGUACAUCUAGACUGUUUCUCGGACUUGGCAAGCAAAAGAGUUUCGUGGUCAAGAAAAAGAGAAGGAAAUCUGUUUUGAAGAAUGCCCCGAGGCUUCUGAUGCGCUUCAAAGCCAGUAAAAAAAAGAAAAACGAGAAGGAACAAAAUGACCAGUUGGGACGCAAGCCGUCUUACAUGCUACUUAGAAUUGGUGGCAACAAACCAGCAGAAAAGAAAUCGGGGUUUUUCAGAGGACUUUUUGGAAAAAAGAAUGCCGGUGAUGGGUCAGAUUUUAAAAACCAAAGUCGGAUACUGGGGAAAGUUGCUGGAGCGACAAACUGGCUAACUAAGAAGUUCCUCUCAACAAAAUUGAAACAGAGACCAUUUAACAGAAACCGUGGCCGCUUGGGACAGUCACGCACCAAACAGUUUCCUGGGGGAAGUCGACAAACAAGCGUUCGAGGACCUCACGGGCAUCACAACUACGCAUAUGAACAUGAUUUUGAUGAAUAUGACUAUAAUAACCAUGGUAGAAUAAGCACCGGUGCAUUUAACAGACAGUCACUGCAGAGAUCCCCAAAUUGGUAUGAAGAUCCUGUUGACUACUAUGAAGCGCAGUCACAUGAUCAAGGCUAUUAUGAAAUUGAUGAUGAAUACUAUGACCCACACAUGGACAUACAGAAUGAAGGAGAGUAUUAUGAUGAUGGUAUGGGCUUCUAUAACACAUAUUCUGCGCAACAUCAAAUGGGCUACUACCCAGGGGAGAUGGAGUACUAUGGUCAACAGCAUCUGAUGGAUCCAUAUUACACUGAUAAUAUGGAAUACUAUGACGAGAAUCAGUACCUUAUAGAGGAUUGUUAUGAACCUUAUGGAGAUGAAACCGAGUUUUAUGACCAGAGUCAGUUUGAUUACUAUGAUGACCCUCAGGAAUUCUAUGACAAUCCAUAUGGUGAAAUUGGAGCAGCUGAUCCAUACAUGACUUCGUAUGGAGUGUAUGAAGAUCCAUAUCUCCAGGACUACCAGUUUAAUUACAGUGAAUCAGGGGUUACCCCAUAUCUUGAAUCUUCCUAUAACAUGUACCAGCCAUAUAGUUAUACAAUGCAUGAUGUCAUGGAGGGUGAUGAGUUUAACAAUGUUUCUAUAGAGCCAAUGGAACUUCAAGGAGACAUGUUCAGAGUUCCAAGGCCUCAAGUAAAGCUUUUUGGUCAAGAAAGGAUAGCAGUUGAACCUCAUCCAUUGGCAACACAAUAUGAUCCUGAAGAGAUGUCACAGAUUCAUUAUAAAAAUGUACAGUUUAUUCCAGACGGUGCUUUUCCUGCACAAGUAUAUACACAAGAACUGCUGCAUCCAGGGUUACCUCAGAUUCCCACACCAACUGCAAUGUUAAUUAAGCAUGCUAAUAGUCCUCAGGGGUUUGUGAGCCCUAACAUUCAGUCUCCACAUAUGUCACCCAUGGCCCAAGGUGGUGCUUUCCCCCCAUCACCUACACCAAGCAGGAGGUCCAUGGGAAUGAUGGCUUCACCUGUACAAAGACCCCUGUCCCCUAUGUUAGCAAGAGAAAGAUUCACAGAACCAUUAAUGGAUGUGGGCCCCCCCCAUGUUCCCAUGCAGAAACAAAGCUUUCAUGCCUCUCCUCAGCCCUCUAUACGGAGAAGACAGAGCCCAUCUCCACAGCCCUCCAUACGUGGAUUUGUAGUUAGGGAUGUGCCUCCAUCUCCACCAAGAGGGAUGUCGUCUCAAUAUGUUCAACGCCCACCUUCCCCAUUUGGACAGAGAAAAGUCAGCCCAACUGCUUCUCCAGCAGCCUUUAGUCAUUUCCAUCCUCAGGCCUCAUUCACAGAAGCCAAGUAUUCCCCUAUUCCUAUGGCCCGGCGAAUGCCGAGUCGAAUGCCCUCAUUUCACACAAGCCCUCCAGCUUCUGCUCAUGGUUCCAUCCGCAAGCAAAGCCCACUCCAUUCUCCCCAUGCGUCUAUAAGAAGACCCAGCCCAGUUUCCUCCCCAUUAAAAACUCAUCGUCCAUUUGGUGCCAGGAAGCCUCAAGGUUCCACAUCUCUUCCUAGGCAAAUUAGUCCUCCAACCUCUCCUCAAAUGGGCAGGCGUACUGUGGGCAGUGUUCAGCAGAUGGACUCUAAUAGGCCACACUCCCCAUUUGCAGCUCACAGAUCAUCACCUACACCUUCACGGAGAAGUUUUACAAUUGGUUCAGAAUCUCCUCAGCCUCCUCUACCAGCUGGACAAAGAUCACCAUCACCCAGCUUCUCCCGUAGGUCAACUCAGCUUAUGAGGAACCCACCCCCAUUCGGCUCACCUGGUGGUCAAAUGCGUGGAAUGGGGCGUCCAAACAUUCCCAUGGGAACAGUAAAACCCUCUCUAGGUCAAAUGGGUCGUUUGGGUGCUUCAACCAAAAACAUGCCUCCUUCCAGAGCGUCCAUACGUAGCAACAGAUCGGUCAUGGCUCAGGACAUCAGAGCCUCCCCAAAGCUUCCAGGUCAACACCCUGGAAUGGUCAUUAUGGAGCAGAGGCACUUCAUUCCCCCAGGACGAGCAGGUCCCACUAGGAAUACACAAAGACCAGUUGGUCUUGGCCGUCCUCUGAUGGCCAGGCAGUCUCUGAGGCGAGGACCUCCUUCACCACAGCCUUCUCUAAAACAUAUUGGUCCUACAUCACCCCAACCUUCCAUUAGACAUCUGUCCAGGCCAACUUCCCCUCACCCCUCUAUCAAACAUGGCUCACCAUUACCAAGGCCAUCUCCUUAUCCUAUUACAAUAGAACCAGUCCCUGUGGAAUUUGAUCAAAUGAUAAAUGUGCCUCGAUCACCCAUGGUCACCAGUGCUUUACAAAAUCAAAGUAUUUGUAAUGCCUCUUAUAAAUCACCCUUCCAGCAACCACCACUGCCACAGCAGUACCUGGAGACACUAGCAUCACCUGUUAUAUCAAAUGCUUUGCAAAAUACUCAAGUCCGGGGUGCAUCUUUCAUCUCACCGCUGCAAAGACCAGGUUCUCCAUAUGUUCCCGAAGUGCCUGCAUCUCCAACACUGUCUAGUGCUAUUCAAAAUCCUUACCUUCAUAAUGCCUCAUACAAAUCAGUGUUGCAGAUACCUUCUUCCACCUACUCACCAGUUGUGUCACAGUAUGAUUACAUAGAGGAGCCAGACCCUGGCCCACUCCUCACUAAUGCUCUUCAAAACCCCAGUGUCCGAAAUGCUGCUUACAGAACACAUUUACAUAGGAGAGGAUCCAGAAAUGCCCCUAGCCCAAGGAGAUCGCCAGUUCUCUCAAAUGCUUUACGAAACGAACAACUCCGGAAGGCUUCUUACCAAACACAACUGUCUCAACCAACGAAAACCUACUCCUAUGUUCCCAUGAGGGGUUAUACCCAGAGCCCUAUUCUGUCAAAUGCACUGCAUAAUCCUCAAGUCCGUGGUGCAACCUAUAAUCUGCCAGGUGGCACGCUGGUACAUGGCAAUCAAAUGGUGGCUCCAGCUACCUCUCCAAUGCUAACUAAUGCUUUACAAAAUCAACAGCUUCGGAAUGCUUCCUACAGACUUUCAGAUGGGACUAUAAUAAGUGUGGAGCCCCACCUACAACAACCCUUGUCUCCAAACAUCUCAAAUGCCUUAGAUAAUGCAAACCUGAGAUACGCCGCUUAUAGACUUCCAGAUGGAACUAUAAUCACCAGAGAUUCCCUUCAACAUCAGCAACAACAAUCCUCUUCUCCAAAUCUAUCUAGAGCUUUGCAAAAUCCAAACAUUAAAAAUGCUUCCUACAGACUUCCAGACAAUCCACUUAUUACAGAAUACCGGAGGCCAGUAUCUCCCAAUCUGUCCCGUGCACUUAGAAACAAUAGCAUUCGAAAUGCAUCCUAUAGGCUGCCAGAUGGAACAGUUAUUUUUACAGAGCAACAAGUGGAACCAACUUCUCCAGCCCUGUCAAGUGCACUGCAAAACCCAACUCUUCGAAACGCAUCCUAUAGACUAGGUGAUGGCACAAUAAUUUUUCCUGAUUAUGGCCAAUCAAAAUCUAUCUCCCCAAAUUUAUCACACGCACUUCAGAAUGCACAGAUGCGGAAGGCUAGUUAUAGAUUGCCAGAUGGGUCUAUUAUAACCACACAGCUUACUACACCUUCCCCUAAUUUGGCAAGUGCUCUGCAGAAUCCAAAUAUGUCUCGUGCUACAUAUAGGCUACCUGAUGGCAAUAUAAUCAGUGCUAAUCCAGUACACUCACCAAGCUUGACAGGUGCCCUCAAAAAUGCAAACAUCAAAAAGGCCUCCUUUAGGCUUCCAGAUGAAUCCAUUUUUUUACGUACUAAAUCAACCGGUCCAAACCUGGCAGAAGCCUUGAAAAAUGAAAGUCUUCGCAAAGCCUCAUACCGACUACCAGAUGAUUCUAUUAUUUCAGCAGAUCCUCAGAGUCAUACAAGCAAUCCAAAACUUUCACAAGCCCUUUUAAACCAAAAUCUUCGUAAAGCUAUUUACCGUUUGCCUAAUGAAUCCAUUCUCAGGCAAGGUUUUGAAGUUUCAUCAUCACCUCAGCUGAAGGAUGUGCUGAAAAACACCGGCCUAAAAAAUUCCUCCUACCAGCUGCCUUCAGCACUAUCUACUGUUACAGCAUCCGGAUUGAUUAUUGGGCCGGAUGGCAGAUAUGCAAUUGUCUCCCCACAAAGAAAAGGGCCUCAUGAACACUGGGCUAUGAAUGCCAGGGAGGGACAAAGUGCAGAGGAUGUGUGGGCUGCAGAGAGAGUUUUGCCUCAUGGAACUGUUCAGAAUCUUACCAAGUGGUCUAUGUACCGUGACGAAAACAUGAUAGACCACCUUUCUCUACCACCUUUUGGUGUUGGGUCCAGUGAAGGUGAGGUGCCGUGGGUACCAGAUCGGGAAGGGGAGCCCUCGGGCCAGUGGUAUGAUAAGAUGUAUUCUAUAAGAAGUCUGCCUACCAUGAGUUACAGAGAGAAAAGAGAAGCUGAUGGACUUGAGGACAUGACACAGUUGGAGGAAUUAACAGAAGCAGCUGUUUUAAUAAACCUGAACACUCGCUUUGACCAAGAGCUCAUCUAUACGUAUAUCGGCUGUAUUCUGCUAUCAGUUAAUCCAUACAAGUUAUUGAACAUCUAUGGAACAGACAUGGUCCUGCAGUAUAACGGUCAUGGCUUAGGAGAAAACCCACCUCACCUCUUUGCAAUUUCAAACCUUGCCUACACGACAAUGAUGGACGUCAAGCGGAACCAGUGCAUUAUCAUCAGUGGGGAGAGCGGAUCCGGAAAAACGGAGGCCACCAAACUGGUCCUGAGAUACCUCACUGCCAUACAUCAUGAGCGAAACGUAACACAACAGAUUGAGAUCCUGGAAGCAACUCCUCUGCUGGAAUCUUUUGGGAAUGCCAAAACGGUGCGGAAUGACAACUCCAGUCGCUUUGGGAAGUUUGUGGAGAUCUUUCUGGAGGAAGGAGUGAUAAGCGGUGCCAUAACUUCACAGUAUCUACUGGAGAAGUCCAGGAUUGUUUUUCAGGCAAAAAAUGAGAGGAACUACCACGUUUUUUACGAGAUGUUGGCCGGACUCCCUGUUCACCAGAAACGAGUCUUCUACCUGCAGGAGGCUGAAACGUACUACUACCUGAACCAGGGUGGUGACUGUGCGAUCGAGGGGAAGGACGAUGGCGAGGACUUCAGGAGGAUACAAAGUGCCAUGGACAUUCUCCACUUCAGCCCUGAGGACCAGAGCAGUGUGUUCAGAGUGCUUUCAUCCAUCCUUCACCUGGGCAAUGUCUUCUUCCACAGGCUUGAGACUGACGUGCAAGAAACGGCCGGCGUCGUAAGUGCUCAGGAGAUCCGCGUGGUGGCCGAACUGCUUCAGAUUUCUCCAGAAGGACUGCAGAAAGCCAUCACCUACAAAAUGAUGGAAGCAAUGAAGGAGAAAAUAUACACUCCGCUGAGCGUAGAGAGUGCCGUGGAUGCCAGAGAUGCCGUUGCCAAGAUCCUUUAUUCCCUGCUCUUCCAUUGGUUGACGGAGCGGAUCAACGGCCGUGUUUACCCGAGAAACGAGGCUCUCUCCAUAUCUAUAUUGGAUAUUUAUGGAUUCGAGGAGUUAGCAUUUAACAGUUUCGAGCAGCUCUGCAUCAACUACGCUAAUGAGACGCUUCAGUUCUUCUUCACAAAGAUCAUUCUAAAGCAAGAACAGGAGGAGUACAUACGAGAGCAAAUCAGCUGGAAGGAAGUGCCCUUUACUGACAACAAGGCAUGUAUAGACCUCAUCGCAGCUAAGCCCCAUGGGAUACUUCGCAUUCUCGAUGACCAGAGCUGCUUUCCUCAGGCCACUGACCACACCUUCCUUCAGAAGUGCCACUAUCAUCAUGGAGAAAAUCCACUUUACUCCAGGCCAAAAAUGCCACUGCCAGAGUUCACCGUGAAGCACUACGCAGGACGAGUGACGUACCAGGUCCAGAAGUUCCUGGAUAAAAAUUACGAUCAGGUUCGACAAGAGGUGCUGGAGUUGUUUAUGCAGAGUCACAACCGGAUGGUUUCAAAUCUCUUUCUAAAGUAUAGCGAGAUAUUAAAUCAGCAGAAAAAUGUAACACAGAGAGACAGCACAGUUACUCGACGAUAUCAACCGUCUACUGUAGCUGCCAAGUUCCAACACUCUCUACAGGACCUUCUGGACAAGAUGGAGAGGUGUAACCCAUUAUUCGUGCGCUGCAUAAAGCCAAAUAAUAAUAAGGAACCGGGGAUAUUUGAGCCAGAACUGGUGGCGGCCCAGCUCAGAUACUCCGGAAUUAUGGACACCAUCCUGAUCAGAAAGGAAGGUUAUCCGGUCCGAAUGACUUUCCAUAAAUUCUUAAACAGGUAUAAAGCGCUGCUGGGGCUGAAGAAAACCCCGCCUCCAAACGGAGACAACUGUGUCACCAUGCUAACAAAGCUGUGUCCAAUCAAAAAGGGCGAUUACCAAGUGGGUGUGUCCAAGAUCUUUCUAAAGGAAGACGUGUAUCAGCUGCUAGAAAGUAAGCGGGAUCGUGUGAGGCACCUGGCGGCGCUGACGCUUCAGAGAUACAUACGGAUGUACCUCGCACGUAAAAACUUUCUAAAGUUCCGCGUGAACAUGACCAAACUGCAGGCCAGGUGCCGAGGCUACCUCAUGAGGCGAUGUCUCCUACAGAAACGGCUGAUCCUCAUCAAGUUCCGCUCACCAGUUCAGCUCAUCGUCAACCGCAAGCGCUACAUCAGGGAUAACCUCAUCAUGGUCAGGAUGGCAGAAGAGGUGAGGAGAAGGCUAGAACAGGAGCGAGUGAGUCGAGAGGUGAUUAACGUGUCCCAGUUGGUCAUUCCUGCCGAACUUGGAGAGCUGCUGCAGGCCACAGCAGAUGGUAAAGAGGUGCAUUCCGAGUGUUUGGCUCGGGUUGAAGCGCUCAGAGUGCAGGUUUAUCCUCAACUCACACUCCCUCUGGAUAUCAAUAACUAUCUAAUGACCAAAUACAUCCGUUCCAACUUCAGGGAGCUGCAGUUUGGAAUGCUUACCGCACCUCUACGGGCUUCUCUGACUCGUCUGGAAGACGAUCUAACACAGGACGCUCUCGACAUCUUUUUACUGGUUUUACGUUUCAUGGGCGACCCGAACUUGAACGGCGCUCAAGAGAACCUGUUCGGGAAUUACAUCAUCCAACGGGGUUUGGCAACCCCACCGAUCAGGGAUGAGAUUUUGGCUCAGGUGGCCAAUCAGGUGUGGAGGAAUGAAAACCUGCGUAACGCUGAGAGAGGCUGGCUGCUAAUGGCGGCUUGUCUGAGUUCCUUCGCCCCAAGUGAUAAAAUGGCCAAAUAUCUGCUGAAGUUCGUAUCCGAUUACGCGCCGAACGGAUUUAAAGCGCUGUGCCAGCACAAGCUGCUCCAUGCCAUGCAGAAAUGCCAGUCGGGAUCCGAGGCAGCACGGACGUACCCUCUUUCUCUUCUGGAGUGGACUGCCAACCGCAAAAAAGCCCACAUGGCCCUCCAAGUACACUGCCUUGAUGGAAUGUCUUUGCUGUGUCCGGUUCACUCCUGGACGAGUGGUGAGGAUCUGGCACGUGAUGUUUUACAGCACAGGGGCGUGUCCUCGGAGAGCUGCUGUGGUUGGUCGGUGCUGAUGAAAGAGGUGGGUCAGUGGGUGGAGCUUGAAGGCCAUGACUACGUGAUGGAUCUGGUGUGUGAUCUCGAGCUGCCGUCGGACUUCCCGAAACAGAAAAGCUACUUCAUCAUCUCGACACACGAUCCCACCAGAGUGCGGCACAACGCCAGCAUAAGUCUUUUUGGCAGCGGAUUCGAUGGAGAAGACGAAGCACCGGUGACCAACAGUCUGCCGAUCUCUGAUGAUCGCUACAGUCCUUAUGACAGAGCUCAGAGGGGGAUGGACCGCUACGUGGACAGUCUGUUUGAACCUGUACUGUCAGAUGGAACUGGGGAUAUGGACAUGUCUGCUCUGUCUGGAAGAAUGAAAGGAGGCGGAGGUAUCGGUGCUGGCCACGGUGACGACGUUCCAUCCACUGUCAGGGUUCCUUUCUCAGCGGCUCAGCAACCAGGAGCGGUCAGGGUGCUGCCUGCUCUUCCAGCUGUUCCAGCUGUGCCCAGUGUGCCAGCUCAAGAUCCGCAGACUCUGAUGGCGCAGCAGCAGCAAACUCUCAUCAAUCAGCAAGCUGUCAUUAUGGCCCAACAGAUGACGAUGCAGGCCAUGGCCAUGGUGACGACGAGCCCCAUCUCCAGCCCUCCCACCAGUCCUCCUCCUACCCCCUACAUCCCUUACUCUGCAUUACCCCCGAGCCCGUAUGCCAACUUCCCACCCAGCCCCUACGCACAGGUUACGCCCUCAUCCUACACCGUUAACUCGAGCGUCACCUCGAACCAUCGGCUCGAGACGACGCAAACAUCCAGAAACGUCCCGGAACAGGGUAAAGACCUGACUGAAAGUUUAGAGAAGAGACAAAAUCCUGCUCCAGCGAAAGUUAUAAUAGACAAAAAGCCGGCCAGAAGACACGCUCCGGUAGCAGUCUUAGGUCCGAUGCGAUCGGCUCAGGCUCCCGAUACCGACGUGGUGAAAUAUUCCGUCUCCAACUCGGAGCAUAUCGUUCCCAGCCACAACAUAAAGGACAUCAUUAAACAAUAUCAAACUCCACCCGAGCCGCCGCAACCCGAGAGCAGGAGGAGAGAAGGCAGAGCUUUUGUGAAAAAAAUGAAUCCCCAUGACGAGGCCUUAAACAUUUUGAAGACGCAGAUGGACAUUCCGCCUCCUCCGCAGAGAAGAGCUCCAGCUUCGGUUACUGGAUCUAGACAGACUGGUCUCAAACCAACACAGAGCACUAAAAAGAGGGCGCCAGGACCACCAUUAAAAAUCCCACCAGUGUCCAGAGAUCUGCCCGUCGGAUCCGAAACCAUUCAGACGUCGCUCCACCUCAGCAGCGUGGACGAAUACUACACUUACACCAACGUCCCAUGGAAGCUCUACCUCAGGAAGGAGGUGUUUUACCCCAAGGACAGCUGGAAUCAUCCACUUGUGUUGGACGUCAUAUUCAAGCAGAUUGUUAACGACAUGUUUUCAGAGGCCUGCGUGCGCAUCACCAAAGACGAGCGGAUGAAGAUGAAGGCCUUGUUUACGCAACACAAGAUCGAGCAGCACGCACACGUUCAGGACGAAGGCGUGAAGAAGGCCGUGGUCUCGGCGGCCCGCGAGUCGUGGGAGAUUUAUUUCUCGCGCCUGUUCCCCGCGUCGGGCAGCGUAGGUACCGGAGUCCAGGUGUUGGCCGUGUCUCACUCCGGGAUCAAACUACUGAAAACGGUCCACGGCAGCGCCGACGUUCCAGAUUACUUCAGGGUUCUGAGAUCGUACAGAUACACCGACAUCCUCUUCGUGACCGUCCCGUCUCCCGACAUGCUGGAGUUUAACCUGACGAACGACAAGCUGAUCCUGUUCUCCGCCAAAGCGCCGCACGUCAAGCGCAUGGUCGAUCUCUUCAUCUCGCAGCUGAAGAAGGACUCUGAGUACGCCGUAGCUGAGAGGAACUACGUCACCCAAGAGCUAGCCCUGCUUAACUUCCAUAAAGGAGACAUCAUCCGCUUGCAAGCUAUGGACGGCCUGCAGGAAGGUCAGUUGUAUGGAUGUGUGGUGAAGAAGAAGGUCGUCUACCUGGAGGAGGUAAACAGAGACACGGCAGACUUCGGGUGGAGGUUUGAGCCGGUGAUGAGUCGCAGCGGUGCAUUUCCCGCAGACUGCGUCAUUCCGGUAUCGGUGCCGGAUUUUCUAAAUCUGCCCUCGGACAAACCAGGAGACAUGAGAACCAGAAAGACUCAGGAUCGUUUUGGUGAUUCGGCCAAUCCUGAAACAAAUGUCUUCCUGGACAGUCAAUACACCAUGGUGGAAUUUGCCCGGAAAUACUUCAGGCAGUGUGGUGGCGGGAAAAGCGAGAAAUCCAGGAAAGAUAAAGGUUGCAGAGACCCUGCAGAAAUGAUCCGAUUCAGUAAGAACCCCAUCCAGGAGUCACUGAUCGAGUUCGCCGAGCCGAACGUGAACCGAGUGGCCUCGGAGACGUUCCUGGCCAUAAUGAAGUUCAUGGGUGAUCAUCCACUCCGAGGCCAAUCUGAACAUUUUGUCCUCUGCACCUUUUUAAAGUUGAUCGGCGAGCACGGUCUGAUGAGAGACGAAGCGUACUGUCAAGUGCUCAAACAGAUCACCGCCAACACCAGCGCUAAACCAGACAGCUGUCAGAGAGGAUGGCGUCUGCUCUACAUUCUCACAGCGUAUUCCCCGUGUUCUGACGUCCUCCAUCCGUUCCUGCUAAAAUUCCUUCAGGAUGCAUGCACGAGCUCGGGAUCUCAGUUUCAGGGCAUCGCUAAAGCCUGCGAGCAGAACCUGAUGAAGACGUUGCAUUGCGGUGGGAGGAGCGUGUGUCCCAGCAGCAUGGAGCUCAAAGCCAUAGUGGCCGGACGAAGCUCAAAACGGCAGCUCUUCCUGUUUCCUGGAGGAAUUGAGCGACAUCUAAAGAUUAAAACCUGCACUGUGGCUUUAGAUGUCAUCGAGGAGUUGUGUUACGAGUUGGCAUCGCAAAGACCGGAGGCCAUGAACGAGUACACCGUAUUCAUAGUCACAAACAGGGGUCAGAACGUGCGGCCGCUGAAUAAACGGGAAUAUAUAUUAGACGUCGGUACAGAGGCCGAGAUGAUCGACAGCAACUACAGCUUCUGGUUCAGACGCGUGAUCUGGGCUCAGGCGCUCAAGUUCGACAACGAGCUCAGCGUCACUGUCCACUACAACCAAGUUCUCCCUGAUUAUCUGAAGGGUUUACUGAUCGUCCUGUCGCCAGAUAAAGUCAGCGAGCCUCAGUUUCAUCAGAUCGCUAAACUCGCUGCGCUGCAGCACAGAGCGAAGGACGUCGUCGGUGCUCCCACCAUUCAUGAGCUGGUGGAUUAUAUUCCAGCCCAGAUGUUUAACAGGCAGGGACCUCAGCAGUGGAUGCACCUGCUUACACAACACACACACGCAGUCCAGAGCCUCAACCCUCAUCAGGCCAGAUCACAGUUCCUGGGAUUGGUGUGUGCGUUCCCCAUGUUCGGCUCGUCCUUCUUCUACGUCCGGAGUAGUAACGACAGCACGAUCUCCACCCCCUGCAUCCUGGCUGUCAAUCAAAACGGCCUCCACUUUCUGCACAGAGACACUCACGAGGUCUUGGUGAAGUUUCCUUUGAAGCUGGUUCAGUCGGCAUACACGCAGCGGCCCAGCGCAGGAAAGAGCUACCCUUACGUGGACAUCUUACUAGGGGACAUGAGCAACCACAGAACUGCACAGUUACAGCUGGAACAGGGAUUGGAGCUUUGCCGUGUCGUCGCCAUGCAUGUCGAGAAUCUGCUGCUACGCCAAGAAAAACGACUCACUCUUCCUCCGAGUGAAAUCACGCUCCUAUAACACGCUGUAUUCACACGGAAUUUUUUCUCUUUUUUUUGCCAUCCCAUAAUACAUGCCCUCACAAUAGCAACGUGGUGCAGCGUACAGGACAUUAACAUAAACGAGUCAAAUACAAGAGCGACUGAAACUGAAUGUUGUUUCACAAGUCGUAUCACCUCUAAGCAGUCAUGAUGCAGGUUUGUGUGAACGGAACAGAAGAUUCGAUGUACAUAACGUAGAAUCGUGAUCAUUUUGUAUGAAACGUGUUUAUACGCCAUUUUGUGACACCAUGUUUGUUUGUUAAGAAGAUCACCCGACUUUGUGACUGUGUAUGGGUUGUUGUGUUUACACACACACACACACACACACACACGUUGUUACUCAGGAGAAUAUGAAAAUGUGAUUAUUCUUUUCCAUUUUGGACAUUUUGUAUGAAAUCUACUAAAUUUUACACCGAGUUAUCAACUUGUGAUUUAUUUAUACGCGUAAUUAUGUGGACGGUAAAAGGAGGACGAUUUUUACAUCAACACAAAAAUAUACGAAAACACAUUUUUGAUAUUAAAAAAAAAAAUAUUUGAUCAGAUUUACUUCGGUUUUGGGGUUCAUUACAUUCCAGAAAGAUCGGAAACGUUCUCCGUUCCCGAGACGCGGUGCUGCUGCGAGUCACAAUGGCGUCUGUUUCAUUACGAUCUUCUGGGGAGAUUUUUUAAAAAUAAUGCUGGUGUUUAAAAUAAACAUCUUUGCAAUACUUCUGAAAAUAAACCUUUUGAAACAGUAGCAGGAAGAAGAAUCAAAAUGGAGUGCUGCAUGCAUGUAGCUCCUGAUAGCUGAUUGGUCGUUUAUUUUAGCAGCACUCUAAUCAGAAUUAAC
Ictalurus punctatus (channel catfish) is the source of this 13632-nucleotide messenger RNA. RefSeq names its product myosin XVAb (gene myo15ab). Gene Ontology annotation, cellular component: cytoskeleton; myosin complex. Bases 250 to 12783 code for a protein of 4177 amino acids. The record is from RefSeq and is a predicted model, not a curated record. NCBI's taxonomy places the organism in Eukaryota, Metazoa, Chordata, Actinopteri, Siluriformes, Ictaluridae. The transcript is spliced from 70 exons. Gene Ontology annotation, molecular function: cytoskeletal motor activity; protein binding; ATP binding.